Molecule: messenger RNA, 690 nt
Organism: Penicillium salamii
Lineage: Eukaryota; Fungi; Ascomycota; Eurotiomycetes; Eurotiales; Aspergillaceae
Source: the annotation of a GenBank genome assembly
AUGUUUUCCCUUCUUCAAGGCACACACACUCCCUCUUCAGUCCACGCCUCACCCAGCGGCAGUCCACCCUCGUCCACCGCAAUGGAAUCUCAAACCCAACAUGUCCCUCAACCUACCCGACCACGAAGACGCAUCGUCGUAGCUAUGACAGGCGCCACUGGCGCAAUCCUCGGCAUAAAAGUCCUUAUCGCCCUGCGCCGCCUCAAUAUCGAAACCCACCUGGUCAUGAGCAAGUGGGCCGAAGCUACAAUCAAAUACGAAACGGAUUACCACCCAUCCAACGUCAAGGCGCUGGCCGACCACGUGCACAACAUCAACGACAUGGCCGCGCCGAUAUCAAGUGGUUCAUUCAAGGCUGAUGGUAUGAUCGUGGUACCAUGUAGUAUGAAGACACUUGCUGCGAUCCACAGUGGGUUCUGCGAUGACCUGAUUUCACGAACCGCGGACGUGAUGCUCAAGGAGCGCAGAAAGCUCGUUCUUGUCGCGAGAGAAACACCCCUGAGUGACAUCCAUUUGAGGAACAUGCUGGAGGUAUCACGUGCGGGCGCUGUCAUCUUCCCGCCUGUGCCGGCUUAUUACAUCCGGGCUGCCUCUGUCGAGGACUUGGUUGAUCAGAGUGUUGGUCGCAUGCUUGAUUUGUUUGAUUUGGAUACGGGGGAUUUCUCCCGGUGGGAAGGCUGGGAGAAAUAA